Helobdella robusta is the source of this 480-nucleotide messenger RNA. RefSeq lists its product as hypothetical. The transcript has 2 exons. Bases 1 to 480 code for a protein of 159 amino acids. The record is from RefSeq and is a predicted model, not a curated record. Lineage: Eukaryota; Metazoa; Annelida; Clitellata; Rhynchobdellida; Glossiphoniidae.
AUGGUCACAGUGCACUCGCAGAGUUGGAAGUAUUCGAGGCUGGAUGCGAUCUUUUUAACGGGAGCAAACGCCAAUGAAGUAAGCCACGCAACAACAGAAGCAAGCCACGCAACAACAGAAGCAAGCCACGCAACGACAGAAGCAAGCCACGCAACGACAGAAGAAAAUAACGCAACAACAGAAGCAAGCCACGCAACGACAGAAGCAAGCCACGCAACGACAGAAGAAAAUAACGCAACAACAGAAGCAGGCAGCGCAACAACAGAAGCAGGCAACGCAAAAACUGGGAAAGUUUAUGCAAAACCUCCGUCAAGUAAUGUAUUUUCAAUUGUAGGAAUCAUAGGUGCCAUACUAGUUGCUUUAGCUACGUGUGUUUUGGUGGUUAUGCUUUUGAAAAAGAGAAAAAAGAAAGAGGAAGAGGAAGAGAGAGAAAGCAAAGACGCGCAGUCGGAAGCUUCGCCUGAAGAAGAUGAAUUGUAG